GAGAACAGAGUGGGCGGAUAACAGGUGGUUUGAAGGGGCGUGGUUUUAGGAUGUUGAAGGAUGGCAUCAAGCGAAAGGCAGGCAGCUCGUGCGAUUGCUCAUCAGUUUGUACUUCCAUGCAAGUUCUUCUGCGACUUGCUUUGAAGAUCAUGUUGACGUAGACCAAGGGACUAGCAAUUGUGCCAUCGCAAGUGUUUGCCUUCAAACUGUUGCGUUUGAAUUACUGUAAACGCACGAAAAACAGCUGUUUUUUGUUGCUGUGGUCUGGUCAUGUUCGAGGACCGCCUUUUGGUCGUUCGCUGAUCCUGCAGCGUUACAGCAGUCAAGAGACACCAUGGCGCCUUUCGGGGCGUUUCGCCCUUUGGUUUUCCUUGCAGGUCUGGUCUCUUGCUUGGCGCAAGAUGAGACCUGCGACGCCGCCACGGGCAAGUGCAGCUCCGGCCCCGGCGAGCCACACGGAGGAGCCUUGGUGGAUUUGAUGGUGGCGGACGCCACGUCCGCCUCCGCAGCCACGGCCACGCUGGAGCUCUCGCAGCGCCAGGCUUGUGAUGUGUCCCUGCUGAUCAACGGAGGAUUCUCUCCUUUGAAGGGUUUCAUGAAGCAAGCAGACUACGACUCAGUGGUGUCGAACAUGCGAUUGGCCUCCGGACAUUUGUUCGGGCUGCCAGUGGUCCUGGACGUCAGCGAUGAGUCGUUGAAAGGCAAGAAGGUGCUGCUGACCUACAAGGGAAGCAAGCUCGCAGUCUUAGAGGCUGAGGAAGUGUGGAAACCUGACAAGGUGAAGGAAGCCAAGGCUAGCUAUGGCACCACCUCCACCGAGCACCCCUCAGUGGCCGAGCUUUUUGCGGACUUGGGAAAGUUUUACGUGGGAGGUCAGUUGCAUGGCCUCAUGAAAGGCUUCGAUGUGGUUUGGGGCAAGGGCUUCAACACGCCUGCGCAGGUGCGCGCUGCAUUGCCUGCAGGGAAGCAAGUGGUAGCCUUCCAAAACCGAAAUCCGGUGCACAAAGCUCAUUUCGAGCUCUUGGUUCAUGCCAACAAGGAUGUACAGAACUCCAUCAUUUUGGUCCAUCCCACCUGCGGCCCCACGCAGCCGGGUGACAUUGAUGGGCCCACCAGAAUCAAGACCUACGAAGUCCUCCAAGAAGAGCCAGAAUACAAGAAAUGGGCUGGAGAGAACUUCCGCUGGUCCUACUUGCCAUAUUCCAUGAAGAUGGCUGGCCCACGCGAAGCGAUUCAGCAUAUGAUCAUCCGGAAGAACUUUGGAGCCACACACUUCAUCAUAGGUCGGGAUAUGGCUGGAACGAAGAGUACCUUGACCAGCGAGGACUUUUAUGGGGCCUAUGAGGCUCAGGAGAUGGGCAAGAAGCACUCGCAGGAAUUGAACGUGAAGGUCGUGGACUAUCCCAACAUGGUUUAUGUGGGCAUGGAGCAUGGCAAUGAGCGAGGAUACAUUGCAGAUGUGGAUGCCAAGGCCAAGGGGCUCAAGAUCAACAAGCUCUCAGGGACAGAGUUUCGCAAGCGCUUGCGAAGCGGCGAAGACAUCCCGGAGUGGUUCGCCUUCCCCAAAGUGGUGAAGGUCCUGCGUGACGGAGGCGACAAGAUUUUCCUGUGAGAGGAGCUAGGCAGCUGGGAGACGUAGCAGCUGGGCCUACGAAGCGGCCCGAUCUCUGCAUUUCAUGGACUCCCUAUGAGCUCCAACGAAGAGCAGAGCCAGCAGGCUCAGUGGGCACCAACAGGAUGCUUUCCUGCCAGCAAUCCGUUGCAGAACUUAAAAGAGGCAAAGAA
Messenger RNA from Durusdinium trenchii, 1785 nucleotides. NCBI's taxonomy places the organism in Eukaryota, Dinophyceae, Suessiales, Symbiodiniaceae. The record is from the annotation of a GenBank genome assembly.